Ahaetulla prasina is the source of this 2001-nucleotide messenger RNA. It is a transcript of the gene SYCE3, whose product is annotated as synaptonemal complex central element protein 3. The record is from RefSeq and is a predicted model, not a curated record. The coding region runs from base 117 to 368 and encodes 83 amino acids. Gene Ontology annotation, cellular component: central element. The transcript has 4 exons. NCBI's taxonomy places the organism in Eukaryota, Metazoa, Chordata, Lepidosauria, Squamata, Colubridae. Gene Ontology annotation, biological process: synaptonemal complex assembly; spermatogenesis; reciprocal meiotic recombination.
UGUUGCAGCCGAGAAAAGAGGCGCGGGGGCGUCUUGCACACCAACCGCGCCGCCUCCUUCCUCUCGGGCGAAGCGGAGGUCUAGCCGAAGCGACCCCGGAGAAGUUGGUGGGGGGGAUGGCGGGUGAGAAGAUGGCUAAAUGUGAACCCUGCGAAAGAAGUUAUGAUAACAUGGUAAAAAUGCUUGAGGAUUUGAACAGGGAUUUGGAAAAACUUCUGGAAGACAUGGAGAAAUUAUCAGAUUAUUGCAAUAUGCUGUACAUGGGGCUCCUCUUGAAGACCAUCCAGAAGCUUCAAUUGGUCCAGAAUGCAGUGAUGCAGGGCUCUAAACGACAGCAUGAAGAAAAGGAAAGAAAAAACAACAAGUAAGCUUACAGUGACAAUAGAAGAAAUAUGAAUCAAAAGCAAAUUGAUGAUAUGCAGAAAAAAGUAUUAACAGAAACUAUUUCAACUCCCUGAAGCAAAUGAAGUUAUUUACAUGUGUUGUUUCCGUUUGAGUAUAAGUCACACAUUUACAAUAAUAAAUGAAGUUGUUUUCACCUCAUCAUCAGCUUUUUAAAAGAAAAAAAAUCAGAAUUAGAAAUGGAAAUUGAAAGUAUCAUGGUAUAUAUCCAUAUAUAAAAAUAUUUAAUGUUUAUUAUGCUGCUAAAUACUUUUUUUGUUAAUUACAUCAUCCGAUGCAUAAAUAUUGAAAUCCAAUUCUAUAUUAACAUGGGUGUUUCUCUUUGUCGUGUUAGCUUUUUUCAACCAUAACAUUCAGUGUACUCUUAAACAAACACUGUUGUUUUGAGAAACAUGUCAGAAACAACGUUAAGCAUUUCUAGAUUCUAGUGCAGAGCCUGAUGCAAUUGGUAAAAUACUGUUUGGAUCCAAGAACACUUCUUAGUCUAAUAGGAAAACCUCAGUGAAAACUGGUCUUAAUAAAUGGAAAUGCUUGGAAUAAACAGAUUAGCCUUUCAACAAUGUUGAAAACCCAAUUUCAUUUUGUUAUAGGUUAUUUUCCCUGGAUUUCCACAGUUAGAUCUCAACCAGUUUACCCCAUUUACACACAGGCCUUCCUAAUCUAAGAACACUAAUGCAGACGCUAACAAGAAACAUAGUAACAAUCUCUCAUGUACUUGUAAAGUAUAUACAAAACUUUAUAGAGAUUGAAUGUUUUAUUAUGUAAAAAAUUGCAGUUUUCUUUGGAGACAUUUUGUCUAGUUUUGAUGAAAGAUAGAAAUAUUAACUGUAGCUAUAUUAAAGUGUAUGAUUGAUUGCACAUGUAUGGACUAUACCAGGUGGUGUAGUCUUGUUAGAUUAUUUGAAGUAGUUUCUCAUAUGGAAUAGCAUUGACAAUUUUUUGUUUUAAUACCAGAAUAACAGGAUCUGAUAACCUAAAUUAGUAUAAAUUGGCUGUUUUUCAUAACUGCUGUUUUUCUGCUCUGAAAAGCCAUAUUUUAAAGAGCAAGUAUACUUCUAUUGCAGUAUUUAUAUUCCUCUGUAGGUUUUUUUGAAAAAACAAACAAACAUCGCAGAUGUUUUAAAGGGAAGGGAUUAAAAUACAGAUUAAAUGAAAUUCACACUGGGGCAACUGCCCCCCUUCAGCUCCUUUGUCACCACAAUAGCCCUUCUGAAAGAUGCUUUCAUCUACUCUGUGCUGUUCUGCUCUUAUUCUUACACAAUUCCUGUCUAUUCCUCACUGUUCAACCAACAUGGUAGCAGGAAGAAACUAAUGACAAAGAGAAUACAGGUAGUCCUCACUUAACAAUGCUAAUUAGGAACAGAAGCUCUAUUGUUAUACAAUAUGAUCAUAAAUAGAAAAAACAUAUAAUGUGCUACUUGGCAAGGAUGAUUUUUCAGCAUCAUUCUAGUUUUCUCUAUUACUCGAUAACAAGCGGUGAAUGAGCUACGGUUCAUCCAGCAGUUCGCAUUUAUCUCCUAUGAUUAUAAGGAGGUUUUUUUCAAUCAAAUCAUGUUAAUUACCUAAGCAGUGAAAAGAUUAUUAAGUUAUUAUUCAACA